AUGGCCUACAAAGUCAUUGCCAUUGAUUUCAGAACAACCGACGGUGGAUUUGCUUUUCCAUUCAUCAAUGAUGAAGGAGAGGACGUCAUCUUCAUGAACAGAGACUGGGUGAUUGAACAAGGCGCUCAAACAAGCAAAACCCCAACAUGCCUGCUACUCAAAUCAGAUGUGUCAUUUGACUUAUUUGGUUAUGAAGCGAUGGAAAAGUACAGCAAUCUUCAAGAUGAAAGAGAAGAGAAAGAUCAUCUCUUUUUCAAACAUUUUAAAAUGACUCUUCAAAAUGAGGAGAGUCUUGACAGCAGUCAGCAGACAGGAGAUGAUCAUUUCAGUCCAGACGAUGUCCAAUGGGUUCUAACUGUUCCGGCAAUAUGGACUCCAAGUGCAGUAUGUAACUCAAGUUAA
Molecule: messenger RNA, 402 nt
Organism: Pocillopora verrucosa
Lineage: Eukaryota; Metazoa; Cnidaria; Anthozoa; Scleractinia; Pocilloporidae
Source: RefSeq, a predicted model, not a curated record